CAUGACAAACAUAGUGUAUUAAUACGUGUGAUUUUUUAGGGGGGGGUUCUCAGUCCGUGAAGCACACAAACCAGAAAUCUGCCUCCAAUUAGGAACCACGUUGCUGCAAUAACAAGUGAAAAAACCUGCCAGGUAAAGAAUCCAAGCAGUGUCUUGGUCAAUUAAAUAAAAUCCUAUUAAAAGCCAUUUAAAUCUGUGGUUAUACCACGACAACAUGUAGAAAAGUCCAAGAAUAGUGAAUACCGUUAUAUGAUGGACGAUAUUAGCAAAAUCAUAAACGGGUCGAUCGCCCCGGAGCACUCGUUGCCGUACAUGGUGUCGGUGCAGAGCGUGGACGAUCACAUCAACGGUCACAUCUGUGGAGGGUUCCUGGUCAGCGAGGACUUCGUGCUCACUGCUGCGCACUGUGACAAUAAAAUCGAACAGGUUGCUGUUGGCAUCAACAAUCUCAACGAUAACAAUAGAAAAUUAAUGGACGUCGAAGGCAGAUACAAACACCCAUCCUAUUCAAGUGUAGGACACGGUUAUGACAUCAUGCUCCUCAAACUUUCCUCGAAGGUUAAACUGGACAAAGCGGUACAAACGAUUCCUCUCGCCACAUCUGAAACAAGCGGUGGGCAGAGGUGCCACGUGGCCGGAUGGGGACGUACGGAGAAGACCUACAAAAGUGAUGAUCUGAGAGUGGUGGAUGUCACCAUCCUCGACCUGGAGGAAUGUCAGGAGAUUUGGGGUCGUCUCCCCGACAAAGUUUUCUGCGCAGGCGGGUAUGAAACCAGGAAAGGAUUCUGUCAGGGAGAUUCUGGUGGCCCUCUGGUGUGCGACGGGGAGGCGGUCGGUGUUGUGUCCUUCAACAGGUACCAGAUCUGCGAAUACCCGGACAAACCCAACGUCUACACCGACGUGUACGAGCACCUUGCCUGGAUCCAGAAGACCAUCAAAAGCUACAGCUAAAAAACCUGCGGUGUGACCGAAAAGCUUAAUAAAAGUUCAUUUCAAAA
Messenger RNA from Gasterosteus aculeatus aculeatus (three-spined stickleback), 998 nucleotides. The record is from RefSeq and is a predicted model, not a curated record. NCBI's taxonomy places the organism in Eukaryota, Metazoa, Chordata, Actinopteri, Perciformes, Gasterosteidae.